AUGGGGAGACUAUUUGUGAGGUAUCUUGAAGGCAAAACUUACAAUUGCAAAUUCUGCAAUACCCAACUUGGCCAUGCUGAUUCACUUGUUUCCAAGGCUUUUCAUUGCAGCAGUGGAAGAGCAUACCUGUUCAAUAAUGUGGUAAAUAUAACUUUUGGACAGAGCGAGGAGAGGACGAUGCUUCCUGGAACGCACACUGUGACGGAUAUAUUUUGUUGUCGCUGUGGGCAGAUUCUUGGCUGGAAAUAUGAGAAAACCCAUGAGGAAAGCCAGAAGUACAAAGAAGGGAAAUUUGUCCUUGGAAGAGUCAGGAUUAUUGAUGGUGAAUUUGAUUCUGAAUUCUACAUUGAUACUCGUUCAAGCUCAAGUGAUGAUGAAGAUACAAUGUAA
This is a messenger RNA of Solanum verrucosum, 390 nucleotides long. Its product is annotated as protein yippee-like At5g53940. The coding region runs from base 1 to 390 and encodes 129 amino acids. Gene Ontology annotation, cellular component: ubiquitin ligase complex. Lineage: Eukaryota; Viridiplantae; Streptophyta; Magnoliopsida; Solanales; Solanaceae. The transcript is spliced from 5 exons. The record is from RefSeq and is a predicted model, not a curated record.